Eleginops maclovinus (Patagonian blennie) is the source of this 994-nucleotide messenger RNA. It is a transcript of the gene cbln18, whose product is annotated as cerebellin 18. The coding region runs from base 75 to 818 and encodes 247 amino acids. The transcript has 7 exons. Gene Ontology annotation, molecular function: protein binding. NCBI's taxonomy places the organism in Eukaryota, Metazoa, Chordata, Actinopteri, Perciformes, Eleginopidae. The record is from RefSeq and is a predicted model, not a curated record.
CCUGCUUUAAACCUUGACUCUCAGUUUGACAAACUCACAGAACCUUGAGCAAGAAGAGGGAGGAACAAACAAAAAUGGUUGUUUUACCAGUGUUGUUCCUGUUGGGGCCGCUGUUUCUCAGUGGUCCUGCAGAGGCCCAGACCGUAUCUGAAAUACUGAAACAGGCUGCACUCAGCUUGAACACACCUCUGGACUGUAACAAAUGGGACUGCAAAUGUGCCUUUGAUCACCAGCGUGGCUGCUGCUGUGCUGCCAAAGACAUGUUUCAACUAGAAGAUGACACCUUCAUAAGGACUAAAUCUUUGUGGCACAAUAUCAGAGCACUGAAAUACAGAGUAAAGGAGCUCACAGACGGUGUCCGGGCUGCCUUCAAAGCUUCAAAUAUUACCUCUUCAACUUCUGGAUCUAGUGAAGCCUGCUUUGGUCCUUUCAAUACUAAUGUGCCAAUCCCAUACUCCUAUGUGACUCUUAACCAUGACAAUGGAUAUAACCCUGCCUUGGGUACCUUCACGGCCCCUGUUGCUGGUGUGUACGUCUUUUCCGUCACAGUCUUCUCACAAGUGGAAGAGAAUGAGCGUCUCUACCAUAAUGUCCAAAUGAUGAAGAAUCAAGAACCGAUAGUCGGCGUGUGGGAAAACAAUCGAGAAGACUCUGAGGACAACGCUAAUCAGAACGUGGUGCUGGAGCUGCAGAGAGGCGAUCAGGUGUACAUUGUACUGAUAUCCGGGAGAAGGCUCUGUAAAUUGCUGGGAGAAAAUAUCUUUACUGGUUACAUGCUGUACCCCCACGCCGACCCUUACAUUGAUAUGUAUGAAUAAUACACUUUCAGACUCCAGGACCUUAAAUGAAAACAUUUGCAGUAAAGUCGUUCACACACUGGUUGAUUUGUGCAUUUGUAUGUAGGCAUUUAAGAUUAAUGAUAGCAUGAAAAGGGAUAAAUAAAUAUAUAUGAGCAUGCAUGGCAAUAACCAACACUACAAUGUAAGUCUGUGUG